GGAAUCACACUUCCGCUUUGGUGCUUGGUUCGCAUAUGUUCACGUUAAAUUAAGUUAUCUUUCUUUCAAACGCGGGGAUGGCAUUAGAUCUGAGUGCUUUCUGCAGAUUCCGAGAAGCGGGAAGUCUUUAUUCCCUCGGGAGCGGAUGGAUCAUAAAGUCAAAAGCACUUUCACAGAAAUUUGGUAACAGUACCGUGUUUUAUCUAGUGACCACAAGCGAUGUUUUAACACCGCGUCUAGUCCUUAACGCUCUAAAGAAAACCUCAGAAACCUCCGUUUAUACCAUAUUGGUUGAUAUUGGCUCAACCGAGGCUAAACAUGGAGUCAAGACCACCAAGGACUUGCGUGAAAUAAUUGAUUUUGUGCCAUCAGUUGAAGCCGGCGAAAAUUUGUUGCAGGACUAUGUGCGAGAAAUUUCAGGAUUGUUGCUUAUAAGUUUGGAAAAGUACCAGCGGCAUGGUUACUUUAGCAAGUCAUGCAUACUGUGCGAUAGGCCGGUGAAUUUCUCGAGUGCUUUAGAGGUGAAGAAUGAUUUCAGCUCCGAUGGCUCUUCGUUAUGUUGUUAUGUACUUCAAGAAGCGAAACCCGCCAAGACAUCAUCAUCUUCAGACAUCGAUAAGGCGAGUGAAGACGAAGGCUACGUUCCUUUUGCAAACAAAAGGCUAUCACUUCUGCUAGAACAAAAUAAAGAAAGUGCUGCCUUCCUGCCCUGUGUAGUUGUUGAUGGUGAUCAAACAUACACUUCUGAAAAAGAUGUACCUGUCAAUAUCAAUCUGCUUGGUGCCAUUGUAACUGACAAGAAAGGCAAACUGGUUGGAUCUCUGCGUUGUCAUCAAAAAGAGCUACAGUUUCAGCCAUCUGUCAUCAUAAAGAAAAAGUAUUCCUCUGCCUCAAUGGUGCAAGAAAAUGGUACAGCAAGCUCAACAUGUGGUGACCUAUUGGUCAGUGGAUACUCCACAUCAGCUCAACAAGAUGACAUUCAUAAUGAAUUUCCCCCAAAUCCAGCAACUAAUGAUGAAGAAGGCAUGCAACAUAGAAAUACAAAGCCAGCUCACAGCUCCAGAAAGCAAAAUGAGCAACUGCAAAUUGCAGGGCCACUUAUGACCAAAAAAACAGGAAGUGAAGGUGGUGCAACAACAAGUGGUGGUGGUGUUACAGAAAGUAGAGGUGGUGCUAAAGAAAAUGGAGAUUGUGCUACAGGAAAUGGAGAUGGUGUUACAGGAAGUGGAGGUGGUGCUACAAGAAAUGGGGAUGGUGUUACAGGAAGUGGAGGUGGUGCUACAAGAAAUGGGGAUGGUUUUACAGGAAGUGGAGGUGGUGCAACUGCAAUGCGAGGGGAUGUAACAGGAAGUGAAAGAAAUGUAAGGAAAAUUGAAGGUGGUGGAACAGGAAGUGAGGAUGUAACAGGAAGUGAGGAGGAUAUAGCAGAAAGUGGAGGUUCUGUAAUAGGAAAUAAACAUGACAUUACAGGUAGUGGAGAUUUAGGAGGUGUAGGGGGUGCAACAGGAAGUAUAGGGAAUAAAGAAGGAAUUGGAGAUAUUGCAACAGGAAAUGGAGUUGGUGUUACAGGAAGUGGAGGUGUUGCAACAGAAAGUGGAGGUGGUGCUAUAGGAAAUGGAGAUGGUGCAACAGGAAGUCGAGAGGAUGUAACAAGAAGUGAGAGGGAUGUAACAAAAAUUGAAGGUGGUGGAACAGGAACUGAGGAUGUAACAGGAAGUAAAAGGGAUGUUAUAGGAAGUGAGGGGGAUAUUGCAGGUAGUGAAGAUGGUGCAACAGGAAAUGAGGAAUGUAGUACAGGAAGUGAGUCUGAGACAACAGAAAGUGGAGAUGAUACCAGGGGUGUCCCAAGAAGUGGAAGUGAAGCAAUAACAAAUAAACAUGACUCUGGGUUUGGCAGCUCAUUUGGAGCUAGGUCCCAUCUUUUACCAUCUGGUCUAAACAGCAAUGACCCGGGAGCCAGGCCAAAAUGGAAAGGAAAUGAAAUCAAAGGAAAUGAUGAGACAAAGAGUACAUAUUUAUCCUUGCCAGACCUGGUAGAUACAGCCCCUCAUCAACCAGACCCACUCCUGUCUGAAAUCUACCCACAACCAAUCUUGCCCCUGGUCGAAACAGCUGGAUCUUCAAGAAGAAAGAUAAGAAGCGGAGACGACAUUCAAACCCUGUGGGCAGAAUCACCAUCACAUACUUUUGACAAAGAUCUGUCUCACUUGCUGGAUACCGAAUACCACUAUGGUAUUGAAAGUGGCCUUCAGCUAGCCAAACUCUUGGGAAUAGACGGAGAGCAGCGUGAGACGUUCACACGAGCAUCAAUAAGCAGUCGCUCGGAGAAGCUAUUUGAGAUAUUGGCCACAAUCCAGCCAGAUCUGAAGGUCAAAGAUCUAUCAAAAGCCCUCGAAGAUAUUAAAAACAUUGCUGCAUUUAAUGUACUUGAACAUGCAAAAUCAGCUAAGCCUAAAGAUGGUGGAAGCCAAAUUACAGACGAGACAGAGAUGGCGGAUCUACUAGACUCUCAUGGCAAAGUGAUCGGUCAGUUGAGUCUGGAACUUGACAAAGGUCCCCAAAACUGGAAGAAUCUCUCUUCUCAGCUUGGAGUUCCUAGAUCCUACACAAAGCAACUAUCUCGCCCAGAUAGUUAUAAAAGUCCAACCAGAGAAAUGAUAGAACAUUUCAUUCCAGUGCGUAAGCCUUCACUGACUGUUGAAUCGCUUGUUAAACUUUUUAACGAAAAGAAUGCACCGACAGCCCUCGUAGACAAGCUGAAAAAUCUAAAGCAAGAUCUACCGAUAAAGCACCUGCCAAAUAAGGAAGUGAUGGAUGAUCUGGAGGAUUAUCUGGACGCAGGAGAAUGGAGAACAGUUGCCGAAAAUCUUGGACUGUGCGACGAUGACAUCUCUUGCAUCAAGCCAAUCCCAUCCCGUGAGAUAGGAGUGACGGAGGCAAUGUUUGUUUGGCUGAGAUCAGCCAAGCCAAAAACCUUCACGGUGGCCCAGUUAGUUAUUCAGCUGGCGAAAAUGAAGCGAAGAGAUUGUCUUGAUCUCAUUGCCUCUCAGAUGGAAGAUGGUGAGGUGAAAAAUAUUCUAAAAAAAGCUGGGCUAGAAGUUGAGGGCCUGGAAUGAAAAAUGAACCAGAUUAUCAUACAACUCAUUCGUCCAUACAGUCUCUAGCUCCCACAGUAAGCCUGGGCUACCUCUGUUAAGAUCCAGAAAAAGUCAGACCCUGGAAAGGCACUCAAGACAAUGGUACAGUUGUACGCUUCUAGUGAUUGGAUCACGCAAGACAAUGGUACAGUUGUACGCUCCUAGUGAUUGGAUCACUCAAGACAAUGAUAUAGUUGUACGCUCCUAGUGAUGGGCUCACGCAAGACAAUGAUACAGUUGUACGCUCCUAGUGAUUGGAUCACUCCAGACCAUGAUACAGUUGUACGCCCCUAGUGAUGGGCUCACUCAACAUAAUGAUACGUUGUACGCUCCUUGUGAUGGGAUCACUCAAGACAAUGAUACAGCUGUACGCUCCUAGUGAUCGGAUCACUCAAGGUAAUGGUAUUGUUGUACGCUCCUAGUGAUCGGAUCACUCAAGACAAUGGUAUUGUUGUACGCUCCUAGUGAUGGGCUCACUCAAGAUAAUGGUAUUGUUGUACGCUCCUAGUGAUCGAAUCACUCAAGACAAAGGUAUUGUUAUGAUGUCUAUUUGGUUUCAUUCAUUUUGUGGUUGUGUUGAAUAAGAGCUUUUAUAAUCGUUAGGAAAAUCUCAUUCUUAGAUAAUAAUAAUACAUAUAGCAUUUUGCGUCCCACUGGAUGAUACAAUGCCAAUAUUGGUACACCAGUAGACUAGUGGGACCGUGUUUAGAUGUUAUCAUUACAUAGUACGAUAAGGUUGCGCAUUGCGAAUCCGGAAUUUUUUUCCCGCAAAUAUUUUUUUGCCGAUGCGAAAGUUUCCGCGUCCACACGCAGCGUAUUCGAAUCGUUUUUAGCCGUACACACGUAUCCGGAAAUUUGUGAAAACGCAAAUUUCUUUUUUAUGAAUCUGGCUCUUAUUUUUCCGGAUACGACCGUCCACAUGUAUACGUGUUCGUAUCGGAUAAAAAAAAUUCCACUCUGGAGAGCGUUUUC
This is a messenger RNA of Nematostella vectensis (starlet sea anemone), 4109 nucleotides long. RefSeq lists its product as uncharacterized. NCBI's taxonomy places the organism in Eukaryota, Metazoa, Cnidaria, Anthozoa, Actiniaria, Edwardsiidae. Gene Ontology annotation, molecular function: protein binding. The transcript is spliced from 7 exons. Gene Ontology annotation, biological process: signal transduction. The record is from RefSeq and is a predicted model, not a curated record. The coding region runs from base 78 to 3116 and encodes 1012 amino acids.